Spinacia oleracea (spinach) is the source of this 945-nucleotide messenger RNA. RefSeq lists its product as uncharacterized. Bases 1 to 945 code for a protein of 314 amino acids. NCBI's taxonomy places the organism in Eukaryota, Viridiplantae, Streptophyta, Magnoliopsida, Caryophyllales, Amaranthaceae. The record is from RefSeq and is a predicted model, not a curated record. The transcript is spliced from 3 exons.
AUGGAUAUUGGUCAAAGUUCUCAAGGAGGAAGAGGAAAAAAUAAACGUUCAUGGACAAAAGCUGAAGAAGAAGUUCUAAUUAAUAGCCUAUUGGAAAUGACUACAGACCCGUCUUGGAAAGCUGAUGGAAGUUUUAAGAGUGGCUUUAAAAAUAAGUUGGAAGAGAAAUUGAAUGAUAAAUUUCCAGGAUGUGGUCUCAAAGUCGUUCCUCACAUCGAGUCAAAAAUCAAAUGGUUUAGGGACAAAUACAAUGUGCUAUCAGAAAUGUUUCGUACUUCAGGAUUUUCGUGGGAUGAAGAGAAAAAAUUAAUACUAUGUGAGAGACAAUCUUAUGAUGAUUUUUGUAAGCAACAUAAAAAUGCUCAAGGGUUAUGGAAUGUUCCAUUUCCUUUCUUUGACCAAUUAGCAACUAUUUAUGGAUGUGAUCGAGCUACAGGGGCUAAUUCUGAAACUUUUGUACAAGUUGUGGGUAAUCAACAAAAUGAGACUAUUAACUUGGAUAAGGAUCAAACUGAUGAAGAUGAUGACAUUGAGGAUACCGAGUCAGUGAAUCAAUCAAAUCAAUCAACUCCAGGUGAACCUUCUUCAAAGAGAUCAAAGGAGAAGACUCCAAAAGGAAAACUGAGGAAGAGAAACUUAUCUGGUUUCAUGAGUGACAUGAACACUCAUAUGUCAACUAUUGCAAGUGCCUUGUCUACCACACAACAACAUGAACAAGUGAUCAUGGCUCGUGAACAAGAAGUAGAGGAACAAAAGAAGACUUUGAUAAAUGAGCUCCUAAAUGUACCAGGUUUGACUAGAUAUGAAGCAUUAUUAGCAUCGAAAAAGUUAGCAUCUAAUCCAAGUGAUCUCUCCCUUUUUUACCAAAGCCCAGAUGAUGAGUGGAAGAAAGAUUUUGUCCUCAAUCUCAUUCAUCCUCAUAUUCGCUCGAAUGAUAGUGCUUGA